GAGCCAAGUAUUAGUUGGUUGGGGAUAAUUAUUUGCUUUGGAGAGUACUGUAGAUUUCUCUAUCUCUCUCUGGUAGUCACUCCUUGUUAUUGAAAGUCGGUGGCACUGCUCACCAUUUAUGGGUGCUUCCAUAAGCUAUAUCUCAGUUUUCCUGAGCUACAUCUCAGAUAUGGGGUUUCUGCCUUUAGUUAAUUUCUUCUCUUUUUUCUCUUUUGGUCUCCUCCCUUCUCCUUCCAUCUUUCCCCAAUUUUCUACGGUGGGGAAGAGGAUAAGUCUAUGCUUAGAUCCUCUUUUUUCUUCUGGUUUUUCAUUUUCAGGGUUAUUUUGGUUGGGCUCUGGUGUAGGAAACUCCUUACAAGAUGCAAUUUUGUUACUUUAUUUCCUUCCCUUUUUUUCUUUUGCUUUCUGUUUUUAGGUGUUCUUUCUUUUCUUUUGAUUUCUGUAUUCUUGCUUGUUUUCAUUCUCAAAAAAAAAAAAAAAAAAAAAAAGUCUUGCAUGUUUUGGUAAUUGAUUUUGUGAAUCAUGCUUUGCCGACUUCAUCUGUUAGUUAGGUAUAUUCAUUUUGGUAUGAAGUUAAUGGGCAUGUUGAGUCAUGGUAUAUGUUGACUAUACUGAAUAAUGGCAUAUGUUGAAAUAUUGCAGGUCACCCUGACUAUUUCACAGUCAAGGUGUAUCAUGGAGGGUGCAUAAGGGACAGUAAAUACGUUGGAAGGAAGGUGGAUUUCUACGACAACGUCGACAAAGAUAGAAUGUCGUUUGUUGAGGUAGAUAACAUGGUAAGGCAACUCAAUCCAGCUUAUAGUCAUCAAAGAAUUGAUUACUGGUAUAAGGUUGGUGAUGAAAAUGAUGAGCUGAUGAAGUUGGAAACAGAUUCAGAUGUUAUGAUCAUGUGUAGUGCUAUACCACAGUGGAGGUUGAUCAUAUUGUACUUGGACCAUAUGGAGUUGCACAAUGUGUUUGGAGAGGAAGAUGAUGACAUUUUCAUGUAUGAAGACUUCUUGUUUAAUGCAGCUCAGAGCAGUAGUGUGAUCAUAGAAGAGUUACCUGAUUCGCCUAAACCUGGUACAAGCAAGGGAAUCAUGAUUAGGGAGGUUGAGGAGACUAUAUCUACUCAAGCAAGCAUUGUUGGUGGCCUUGGUCCAAAAGACAAGGGAAAGCAGAAGUUGGUAGAGCAUGAUCCAAGCCAAAAACAGAAGUUGGUGGUGUAUGAUACAUGCAAAAAUCAACAGUCAAGUGGGAUAGGGCAGUCUAGUGGACGAGUAGGAUCUUCUAAACAACAAUCAAGUGGGAUAGGGCAGCAGGCAAAUGUUCAAGAAAAUGAAGGAAGCGGUCUUCUGGAUGUAGAGAUAGAUUAUUUGGAUGAACUUCAAUCAUUUGGUGGUAUGGAAUAUGGAAGUGAGGAAUGCAGUGAGCAUGAAGAAAACAGUGAGGAUGGUGGUGGUGAUUAUGAUCCUUGUGCAGAGGAUGAGGAGUACGACCAUUAUGGGGUCGAUGAUGAUGAUGAAUGGUUGAAUGAAGAAGAUAUUGAAGGGACUGCAACAAGACUAGAAUCUAUUCUGGGCAGGUCAAAUGUGGAUGAAGAGUGGGUUGAUGAAGAGGACAUGUUUGGUGUUGAUGAUUCAGAUGAUGAGAAGUUGGUAUAUACUAUGAAUUCUGAUGGGAAACGUGAAGAGCUGGGAUGCGAAUUCAACCCCAAAACCGAUAUGAAGAAUCCUGCUUUCAAACUUAAAAUGAAGUUUGCAACAUCGCAGAUUCUUAGGGAUGCCUUAAGGGAGCAUGCCAUUCAAGGAGGUUGGGAAUAUGUGUUCGUUAAGAAUGACAAGACAAGGGUAAGGGUGGUUUGUAAGGAGGACAACUGUCCAUUUCAGCUAUUUGCCAGCAAAAUGCAGCAUGAGAGCACAUUGAUGGUCAAAAGCUAUGAUCCAGUUCACAAGUGCACAAGGAAAUUCAACAACAGCAUGGUUAAGCAAAAGUACCUAACUUCAAAGUUUAAAGAUCAAAUUGCUCUUAAUGAGAGCUGGAAACCAGAAUCUCUAGCCAAGACAAUGUCAGCUAGCAUUAGAGCAAGGGUUUCCAAGUCAAUGGCUUAUAGGGCCAAGAGGGCUGCACUUUUGGAAGUAGAAGGAUCCAUAAUAGAGCAAUAUGCAAGGCUGAGAGAUUAUGGAAGAGAGCUUCAGAGGGCUGAUCCAUCCACUACAAUUAAUAUUAAGUGUGCUUUCCCCGAUACAAGCAACCUUCCAGUAUUUAAAAGAAUGUAUAUUUGUUUGGGGGCUCUUAAGAAUGGCUUUAAGGCUGGUUGCAGAACUGUUAUUGGCUUAGAUGGUGCACAUCUAAAGAGCUGCUUUGGGGGUCAAUUGUUGACAGCUGUUGGUAUCGAUGCCAAUAACACAUCAUGGGUGAUAGCAUAUGCUAUGGUUGAGGCAGAAAGCAAGGAUUCAUGGAUGUGGUUCCUAGAGUUAAUGGUUUCUGAUCUGAACAUUGAGCAUGAAGGAAGAGGAUGGACCUUCAUUAGUGAUAGGCAAAAAGGUCUCAUACCAGCAUUUAAUGAGGUUGUUCCAAGAGCUCAUAUCAGAUUUUGUGUCCGGCACAUGUGGACUAACUUUACGAAGUUAUUUCCCGGAAAGGUGAUGAAAGAUCAGAUGUGGACUUGUGCAAAAUCAACUACUUUACCUUACUUUCAGAAGGAGAUGGAGGAUAUGAAGGCCCUUGAUCUUGAUGCAUAUAAGUGGCUUACAGCAAAAGAGAGGCCUGCAAGACAUUGGUGCAGAGCAUAUUUCAACACAGAUGUGGACUGUGACAUCAUGAUAAACAAUCUGUGUGAGAGUUUUAAUAGUUGGAUAUUGGAGGCAAGGGGUAAACCACCAGUGACCAUGUUUGAAGAGUUGAGGGUCAAACUAAUGAAGAGAGUUGCAAUGAGGAAAGAAAAAAUGGAGGCUUACCAUGGCAAUAUCUGUCCAAAGCCAAGGGUGGUUAUAGAGAAGAAUAAGCUGAAGGCUGCAACAGACUGCAUACCAACAUUUAAUGGUGGUGACAUUGCAGAGGUAGAGAACAUUGACAGAUCGAAGAAUGUGGUGGACUUAAGAAUGAGGACAAGUACUUGCAGGCGGUGGGACUUAUCUGGAAUUCCAUGCAAGCAUGCUAUCUCUGCCAUUUACUUAAAGAGGCAUGAUCCGGAUGAUUAUGUGGCAGCAUGCUAUUUGAAGAAGACCUACAUGAGUAUUUACAACAACUUCAUCCAACCUGUAAAUAGCAUGGAUUUGUGGUCAAGAACUGAAGAUCCUCCUAUUUUGCCUCCGCAAUAUUCAAGACAGCCUGGAAGGCCCAAAACAGCAAGAAUGAAGGAUGCUUCAGAAAGGGUUCAGGAAGGUGGUGUUAAACUUGGAAGAGUGCAAAGAUCCCUAAGGUGCAGCAAUUGUAAGCAAGUAGGUCACAACUUGAAAACAUGUCAAAGACAUUUGCCACCAAAGGAAAAGGCUUCUGUUGUUAAUAAGAAGAGGAAGCUGAAUUCACAGGAAGGACAAACAUCUGAAAAUCCGUCCAAGAAAGGAAAAAAACCACCCAUGACCAAGAAUGAGUUGAGGCAGAAAGCUAAACAAAGGGCCGAGUAUCAAAUGAAAAGGAAGGCUGCCAAGAAGGCAUCAACAUUGGAAGCAAACAAGUCUGCCCCAAAGACAUCAAAGCCUAUACAAGCUGCAUCUACCCAGCAAAGUUCAAGGCCUGGACAAGCUGGAUGUGCCCCAACAAGUUCAAGGUCUGUACAAGGUUCCAAUGCAUCAACCAAAAAGGUUGCAACACCAUCAAGGUCCUCUCAAAGGGUUAGACAAAACUCAGGUAAAGGAGCUGCAAAAUAGUUUAGGGUAUGGGAUCUGAUAUUAGCUAGCCAGGCAAAACGUUUUAGGCAUCAUGUUUUUGGGCAACCUUGUGCUGUGUCACUUGGUUGCUAGCUCUAAUCUUUUGAUAAGAUGAUUAGAGCUAAAUUUAAUUCCAAACAUAUUAGUACUUGAACAAUUGGAGGAUGCAAUGCUCGAACGUUUAUUUUUGGUAAGUUAGAGCUUUGUUAAAUGGCUUGCUAAUGUUGAUGAUA
Molecule: messenger RNA, 4084 nt
Organism: Rosa chinensis
Lineage: Eukaryota; Viridiplantae; Streptophyta; Magnoliopsida; Rosales; Rosaceae
Exons: 5
Coding region: 750-3851 (1033 amino acids)
Biological process (GO): DNA transposition
Molecular function (GO): zinc ion binding; DNA binding; transposase activity
Source: RefSeq, a predicted model, not a curated record